UGGCCCGAUUCGGAUCAGUUGCGUUUCGUGUCCCAGGCCAUGACUGUCAUUCAACGGGUAGUUGUCGCUGAAUAUGGAUGUGACAGUUCUCGCUACAAGUGCCCUGGCAUUUGUACUGUAUUUAAACACUUUAGAUGCAGAUUUUGCCUAUGAUGACAGUCGUGCCAUUCAGAAGAAUCAAGACCUUGAAUCAAAAACGCCACUAAUAAAUAUAUUCUAUGAUGACUUUUGGGGGACACCACUCACACAUUCCGGUUCACAUAAAUCAUACAGACCUUUAUGUGUGCUCUCUUUCCGUAUCAACUAUUAUUUUGGAGAACUCAACCCAUGGGGAUAUCAUCUCGGAAAUGUUUUGCUACACACGCUAGUUACGGCCAUAUUUACAAAAUUAUCAAGGAUAUUUUUACGGCAAACAUUUGCGACGUUAGUAUCUGGAAUGAUUUUCGCUUCACAUCCCGUGCACACAGAAGCAGUAGCGGGGGUUGUUGGGCGUGCCGAUGUUGGAGCCUGCCUCUUUUUCAUUUUAGCUAUCAUAUGCUAUAUGGAGUAUGUCAAGCUACGUGAUAGAAUACAUGACCCGGGUGGUAAACGAUCGCUACGGUUUAUAUAUUUCUUCGGAACGUCUGUGUUGACUACAGCAAGCAUGUUGACGAAGGAGCAAGGUGUUACUGUCCUAGGUGUAUGCGCAGCUUAUGAUCUCUUUGUUCACAACAAAAUGAAGAUUUCAGAUAUUAUACAAUUUUACAAAAAGCCCUCAAGCAAGAGAGCCAUGGAAGGCGUGUUUCUGCUUGGAAUGCUGGGUAUCGGACUCAUAGUGUUUAGAGUAUACUUCAUGGGAAACAAGCCUCCUGAGUUCGCACCAUCUGACAACCCUGCAUCAGACUCGGAUCAGUUCAUCACUCGCUGUUUGACAUAUCUUCUGCUUCCUGUACUGAACAUGUGGAUGUUUCUUUGUCCAAGAAUACUCAGUUUUGAUUGGUCAAUGUCUGCAAUUCCUCUUGUAGAGAGUGUAGCAGAUUACAGAAAUAUUUUCACAAUAGUGUUCUACUCUGUUAUGGGCUAUUUAGCAUAUUUAACAUUAGAUUUUAUUAACAAUCAUUCCAAAGCCUCUCCUGUUCAUUUGAAUGGGAACGGUUUUUCUAGCCAUGUGAUACAAACUUUAAAACCAUCUACGGGUAAACAUAAAACAUUCCAGACUCAAAGACAGACAUCUAUUACAGGUGAAAAUUUAUCAAACUCUACACACAGUCAUUCUAGUGGUCUCAAUAUUUCUUCACAUUCCAUAGAUGUAUUAAUAUUUUCAAUUGCCUUAAUUGUGCUGCCAUUUAUUCCAGCUUCAAAUUUAUUUUUUUACGUUGGCUUUGUGAUUGCUGAGCGAGUUCUUUACAUUCCAAGUAUGGGCUUUUGCCUGUUAGUUGGGCAUGGAUGUAAUAUUCUAUACAAGAAGUAUAAAAACGAGAAGAAUAAUAAAGAGAAACUUGUUGUCAUAGGAACUGUGUUCCUGAUUGUGCUCAACAGUGGUAAGACUGUUCUACGUAACAAAGACUGGGCUUCAGAAGAGAGACUUUAUUCAUCAGGCAUAGCCGUCAAUCCUCCUAAAGCAUGGGGAAAUUUGGCAAAUAUUUUCAACAGUCAAGGGAGAGUUACUGAUGCAGAGACCGCCUACAGAAAUGCUCUCAAAUAUCGGCCAAACAUGUCUGAUACACAUUAUAAUCUGGGAAUUUUACUACAGAACCAGAAGAGGUAUAAGGAAGCCUUGGAAAGUUACUAUAAGGCUAUUGGUUACAGACCCAACUUAUCUAUGGCACAUCUUAACCUUGGUAUUCUCCUGGCCCAGCUUGGAAAUAAAACUGAGGCUGAGAAGGUAAUUGUUUUUAUGUUUCAUAAACAUAUUAAUUUGUGGUACAAACAGGAAGCCAUUGCAGUGUUUGAGGAGGCCUUGAAGAAAAGACCAGAUCACUACAGUCCACAAUCUAUAUACAAUCUAUAUGGAGAAGUGUUUGCUAAUAUAGGACUUUUGUCAUGUAAAAAAUAUUUAAAAGGGAAUCAUAAGGAAGCUGAGGAAUGGUUUCUUAAAGCAAAGAAGAUAGACCCUGAGGACACUUCAGUGUACCAACACUAUGCUCAGUUUCUGGGAGAGGUUGGACGUCUGCAAGAGUCAGUUGAUAUGUAUCGGUUGAUCUUAGAUAAAGAUGAGGACAACUUUGAGAUGGUAUUCAAUGCUGCCAACAUAUUCCGACAAGUACAAGAUAAUGAAUAUUCAGAAAAACUCUUCGAGAGAGCAUCUUUAUUGAAGCCAACUGAAGCGGCAGCCCACAUGAAUCUUGGAGCUAUGUAUCAUCUGAAUGGGAAACUAAAGGAGGCAGAAACCAGCUACCUGAAAGCCUUGCAGUUAAAGCCAGACGAUCAAAUGACAAAAGAUAAUCUAGCAAAACUUCGCAGUCUAAUACAGAGUAGAACUAAAAAAUCUUGAUUAGUGAAGAAACUCAGAAGAGCUACAGAUUCUAGUGACAGGGCAUCGAUUGGGCAAAACAUAGAUUAUGCCAUUUUGAUAGUUAAAGCUCAACUAUAUUUGUUCAUGAUUUGCUCAGGGCAACAGUAAUAAAAACAACAACUUUGAAUUUCUUACCAGGGGCUGUGGGGUAAGGUUUUAAACCUAUAAAUAAAGGCACACAGUGAUCUCUUUAAUUGAAGCCAGGAGCAUCUUUGAGAUAAUGAGAGGUAUUAACUUGUGAUGAUGAAGAUUGAUAAUGAAUAUGGAGAAGAGAGGAUUGUGGGAUUAUUAUAAUAACUUUCACCUUCUUUUACUUAGUGCAUCUAGAAUAGAUGUUAUCAGGAACGCGACAAAUGUGGGUUUUUCCCAGCUAAUCAGUAGGUACAAACAAACUUUUACUGUUAUAGCUUCACAGUGCACUACCCAUCACAAUAGAUUAGUCAAUCUGUUGCGCUUAUUUUUGAAGGUGUAACUGUAAAAGUUUGUUUGUACCUACGGAUAAGCUGGGGAAAACCCAAUUAUUCUUAAUUCUGGAGGAGUUAGUCUAUUGUCGUUGAUUAGUUCUUUGUACUAUCAUUCUAACACUUUAUUCAUAAACACCAUAUGAUGUCAGGUGUGACUGCAAUAAACGAAAUGAUGUCAUAAAAAAUACUUCUCUGCUCAAUGUUGUUUAACAUAUAAUUAUCAGUUAUAGUGAGAAUAGAAAUGGGCCGUGUCACGACAAAACCAACAUAGUGUGUUUGCAACCAGUAUUGAUCCAGACCAGCCUGCGCAUCCGUGCAGUCUGAUCAGGAUCCAUGGGAAUGCGUAGGCUGGUCUGGAUCCAUGCUGGUCUCAAACCCAUUAUGUUGGUUUUGUUGUGACGCGGCUCAAAUGUAUAUCAGUUAUUCUUGUUCUUACUGAACAAAUUAUUUAUAAACAGUUUAAUAUAAAUGUAAAUAAUAGUUCAUAUUUUGAUGGCAAUUGAAAAGAAAAAACAAUUAAAAAGUGUUUACUUUUAAUGACAUUAAAGCAGAAAGAGGUUACUCACAAGAUAACAAUUCCUGAUUUCAGAAAUGAUGGAUUUUUAAAAACAUAAUUAAGGCAGGAACAAGGCCUAUAAGUCUUCUUUUUUGAUUUGUAGAAAAGAUGAAAAAAUAAAUUCAACCUAAUCUACAUUCAUGGCCUUAAACAGAAAUAUUUACAUGAUUUUCAUUGAGUUUAUAAUGCCAUAACAUUAACAGUUCUGGUCUUAACAAGUGUUUUUCUGGUAAUGUAUUUUCAUUAGUAUUUGGCUUGAGAAGGCCUAAAUUAAAAAAAAAUCUGGCCAUCUUUUUCUCAUUUACUGUGUUGAGCAUCAUUCAAUUAACCAUAUAUUCAUUUAACAUGUAUGUCUAUUUUGACUGAUGCACUUAAAUUAAAAGGAGGUCAUUAACUAAGUUGCACGCUAUUCAGAAAUAAUUAAACACUAAAAACAACUAGCCUGUUGAUUGUCUCUAAGAUGUUAAAAUUGUUUAAUUUUUGCUUAUUAGCUUUUAAUUAUUACAUAAUGCUCAAAUUUAUUUAAAUUUAGUUGCUGUUUCUCUUUUUUGUUGAUAUUGUUAGAAAUCAUUUACAAUAUUUUGUAUUAUAAUUUACAAAAUGAAAUUUUGUGUACAAAAUUAUUGUUUUCUGUUUACUAAUGAGAGUUGUAUAAUAUAAUCUCUGUAGUGUGACAUCCUGUGGGUGACAAAUAUUUAGUUGUUCAUGAGAGGUGUUGUUCUAGACAGGUUUAAUUUAUUGUGAAUGUUUACUUUAAUAAGAAAUUUUACUGUUGUUGUAAGGAGGUAAUGGAUCUGAAGAGGGCCACUAUGCAGGGGUUAUACUGUAGCCAAUGAAUGAAUUUAAUUAGCACCUCUGUUUGUCAAAUGAUUAAAUUUCUUAACUAUUUCACUUACUUCAGCCAGUGUGGGUUUAAAUGUCACUAUGUGUGUUAGAUAAUUUAAAACAAGGAAGCCAUCUAGCUAGCUAGAAGAUGAGUUGAAGAUUGUUUUAGAUUUUACCGAGGUGUCUACUUGUUCCUGUACUAUGUAUAGAUGGGAACCAGUGGUCUACCUCCUCCAGAAAACAAUCAAUUGCCAUAUCACUUUAACUAUGAGAGUUGAAAAAAACAAAUCUAAAUAAAAAGAACAAAUAUUCCAUACGGACAAUUGCAAAAGCAAAUGAUUAUGUGUGGAACUAGAUGGUUGUUAUUUUAACAAAUGUCACUAUAUUUUACAUGCAUUUACAUUAUUCUACUUUAUGAUAUUUUCUACAAAUUUUACAAUUGUUGUUUAAUUAGCAGUUAUUAUUAUUGUUAUUACUUUACAAGUAAAUGAAUAUUCAAUGUUAAAGGGAGACACAGGCAAAAUUUUCAUUUCUUAGUUUUGAAAUUUUCAUUCAUUAUUCUGUAAAUGUCCUCAAAAUGAAUACACUAAACAGUCAAAGGAACAAAACUUUUCUCCAUAUAAAGAAUAAAAUGGUGUUUUCCUAACGUGACCCCCGUGGGUCAGGUUAGAGCGCUAAAAUUUCACAAUAGUUGUCACUCUGUACUCUGGAAACGUUAAAAAACAUGUCAAAUCAAUUACUUAGACUUGUUUCAAUCAUACAAUAUCCACAAUAUUUGUUAUUGUAACUUCCAGGGUUUGUUCAAAUCGCAUGACUUGUUUUUAAACUAUUCGGUGAUUCUGUUCGCGUCAAAAUUUCGUUCAACAUAUAUUGAUAUAUUUAAACUUCAAACCCAAAAUAUAUAA
Messenger RNA from Ruditapes philippinarum (Manila clam), 5244 nucleotides. RefSeq names its product protein O-mannosyl-transferase TMTC2-like. Lineage: Eukaryota; Metazoa; Mollusca; Bivalvia; Venerida; Veneridae. Gene Ontology annotation, biological process: protein O-linked glycosylation via mannose. Gene Ontology annotation, cellular component: endoplasmic reticulum membrane. The transcript is spliced from 13 exons. Bases 74 to 2473 code for a protein of 799 amino acids. Gene Ontology annotation, molecular function: protein binding; mannosyltransferase activity. The record is from RefSeq and is a predicted model, not a curated record.